AUGUUGUUCAAUCAGAUUUUUACAUUUUCCGCGCUCGCAUUUGCGGCAAGUUCAUUGGCUGCAACAUGCGUGCCAAACAAGUCGUGUACUGCUCUGCCAAAAUCCGCCGUGUCCAGCUGCUCGAAAAUUAUCUCUGCUAAGAAGGCCAAGUUCACGACUUGUACUGUUGUGAAGACUAUCGUUCCCCAGAAAAUUACUAAGGCGGUGACCGUAACCCGACCAAAGGCGACAAUCUUCGAAAACGAUUGGGUUACGGCGACUGAAGAGGAAACCGGCACGGUUUCUGUAUUCUCCACCGUUACGGAAUACACCACGACCAUUUUCCUUGAAGAAGCAUCUGAGACUACCACUGCAACUGAAGUUCUCUCUUUUACUGACACCGCUUCUGUCACAGAGACUAGCGUAUCAACAAAAUACGCGUUUGCACUCAAACGUCGUGCGGCUGCCACUCCCUGUGCUACCGUUCCAAAGUCAUGUUCAUGUCUCCUCACAAAGACGACAACAAAGACUAUUACUGCUCCUCGUCAAACAGCUACCACAACCAAGACUUUGCCAUUAGAAACAGUCAUAAUAAAAGGAACCGCCACAGCUAGCGUUACAGUCCUCACUUUGAUCACGACCGUUGUUAUUGAUAGCACAACUUUGACCGAGUCCCAAUACAGCACAUAUACUAUCACCGCCACCGAGACAACCCAGGUUUCGGAAACUUCUACCCAAACCGUCACCGCUACGGUCAUGACUACUUUAGUUACCUGUCUUGACCCUGCCCGACGGGUGUGCGGUGUCUUCUGCCGCCCUAUCUGGGCGGAUUAUUAUAAUUGUGGCGGAUGUGGUAUGGCUUGCUCUGGCUCACAGAUUUGUCGUGAUAGCGUCUGCCAAGGUUCCUAA
Molecule: messenger RNA, 888 nt
Organism: Orbilia oligospora ATCC 24927
Lineage: Eukaryota; Fungi; Ascomycota; Orbiliomycetes; Orbiliales; Orbiliaceae
Exons: 4
Coding region: 1-888 (295 amino acids)
Source: RefSeq, a predicted model, not a curated record